ACCCGGCUCAUUUUACAGCCUCAGCCCCAAAACCCUCAAAACCCCUGUCGCCAAACACGCCCUAAAGGCGCAACCAUCAUAGCUUAAACGUGAAAAGCCUCUCAGAGUCUCAGUACACCUUCACGCUGAUUAACCUUGUUCAUCUCUACACACACAAAGAUAAACACUUGCCAUGGGAAGUUCAGGUGGAGCAGAAACAUCGAUGAUGAACAUAAUAAUUCCAGAAGAAUGGUCUGAGGCUGCAAGAACAGUGGCUAAUGCAGCUUCUCCACCAGUUACUUUUGUUUGUGGGCCUAAAAACAGUGGCAAGACCAUCUUUUCUCGCCACCUUGUUAAUGUUCUACUUCAGAGUUAUGAAAGAGUGGCUUAUCUGGACACAGAUGUUGGGCAAACCGAGUUUACACCUCCCGGUUUUCUCUCACUUACUGUUAUUGACCAAAUAACUCCAGAUUUGACUAUUCCGUGCCUGAAGACGCCUGAGAGAUGCUACUUCUUUGGUGAUAUUUCUCCAAAAAGUGAUCCAACAAUGUACUUGAAGUAUAUAUCUGCACUAUAUGACUACUAUGAGAAAGAGUUCAACAUGUCUGAUCUGAGUGGUCUUCCUAAAGAUACUGCAGUGCCCCUCGUUGUCAAUACUUCUGGAUGGGUCAAAGGUAUUGGAUUUGUUAUACUGGUGGAUAUGCUGAAGUACAUCUCUCCUACACACAUGGUUCAGAUCCGCAUAUCAGCUGACCAUAAGAAUCUGCCAACUGGGGGAUUUUGGUUGGACGAGAGAGAUGAUGCCUCAGCAACCUUAAUUGAGAUCAGUUCAGCUCGUCAGGACUCUUUAAAAAGAUCGGUGCUAGUACAAAAGGAUGCACGCCUUCUCCGGGAUUUACGCAUAAUGGCUUAUUUCAGGCAGUGCUUUCCCAGUGAGACAAAUAUCACCACAAUUAAGGAACUUGCUCGUUCAUUGGCUGCUCACCCUCCUUAUGAAGUUCCAUUAUCAAGUGUCAAGAUUCAACAUCUCCACAGUCAGGUCCCAAGUAGUGAAGUCUUUUAUAGUUUGAACGCUACCAUUGUUGGCUUGGCUGUCAGUUCUGAAGAUAAUGAUCGUUUGCCUAGUUGUGUUGGCCUAGGAAUUGUCCGAAGCAUCGACACACAGAAGAAGAUAAUUUAUGUGAUUACACCUGCUCCGCACAACACUUUGGAGAAGGUUAAUCUUCUACUACAGGGGUUUAUCCAAAUACCAAAUUGUCUUUUGCAGGUACAGGGAUGCUUUUCACCUUACAUGGCUUCAAAUGUUCUGCCAGUAAAUUAGGAACCCCUGCUUCGGAAAGUCUUGAGGCCAUUUUGCAAAGUUCAGAGCCAAGUGUUCAUAGUUGCCAAAAUCAUAGCUAGCUUGGAAUUAUUUUUAUUUUUUUUCUAGCUCUCCAGGCUUAUUAAAACAUAUUCACGACCUUUCUCAAUUAUUUCAAUAUGAUAUUCCUGAACAAAGUUGUUUGGAUAUCGUCACUCUAUCUUAGUAGUGGUCUUGUGAAUUCA
This is a messenger RNA of Daucus carota subsp. sativus, 1524 nucleotides long. RefSeq names its product polynucleotide 5'-hydroxyl-kinase NOL9. Gene Ontology annotation, cellular component: nucleus. The record is from RefSeq and is a predicted model, not a curated record. The transcript is spliced from 9 exons. The coding region runs from base 173 to 1300 and encodes 375 amino acids. Gene Ontology annotation, molecular function: polynucleotide 5'-hydroxyl-kinase activity. Lineage: Eukaryota; Viridiplantae; Streptophyta; Magnoliopsida; Apiales; Apiaceae. Gene Ontology annotation, biological process: cleavage in ITS2 between 5.8S rRNA and LSU-rRNA of tricistronic rRNA transcript (SSU-rRNA, 5.8S rRNA, LSU-rRNA).